Molecule: messenger RNA, 3222 nt
Organism: Chelmon rostratus (copperband butterflyfish)
Lineage: Eukaryota; Metazoa; Chordata; Actinopteri; Chaetodontiformes; Chaetodontidae
Product: pleckstrin homology domain-containing family A member 1-like
Exons: 12
Coding region: 207-1475 (422 amino acids)
Cellular component (GO): cytoplasm; membrane
Molecular function (GO): PDZ domain binding
Source: RefSeq, a predicted model, not a curated record
UGCACCCUCACCAGCAGCAGCGUUGGAGCUCUGUCCUGGAUCAGUGGAGAUGGGCUGAGACAGAGAGGACCCGACAACACCGUGCCAAACAGCCGACGGGUGCAGCACUUACAGAAGGGAAGACUCGGGGAUUCUUCUCGGUCCCACUUGUCCCCGCUCCUCUCCAGUCCCGGCCCCAGCAGGCCAGGGAAUGUCCCGGCGGCGAGAUGCCUUAUGUGGACCGACAGAACCGCAUCUGUGGCUUCCUGGACAUAGAGGAGAACGAGAGCAGUGGCAAGUUCCUGCGUCGUUACUUCAUACUGGACACGCAGCAGGGAAGCUUGGUGUGGUUCAUGGACAACCCACAGAACCUGCCUAUUGGCACAGACUGUGUUGGCUCCCUCAAGCUCACCUACAUCUCUAAGGUCAGCGAUGCCACAAAGCUGAGGCCUAAGGCAGAAUUCUGCUUUGUCAUCAAUGCUGGGAUGAGGAAGUUCUUCCUGCAGGCCAAUGACCAGCAGGAUCUUGUGGACUGGGUCAACGCUCUCAAUAAAGCCACCAAGAUCACUGUGCCAAAGUUGUCUGAUGGGCAGCAGAAUGCAGAGAACCAGAAGGCUUUGCCAGAUGUCGUAGGGCCCAAGAAACAAGUCUCCUACAAGACAGAGAUUAUUGGAGGAGUCCCCAUUGUCACCCAGACACAGCAUGAAGGAGGUGAUGGUGCAGACAGAGCGGAGCGUGAGGCCAUGCAUCGCUCCCACAGCCAGCUGCCGUACUUCCUGGGCAGGCCGACUCAGGAGCACACGGUCAUCAAAUCAGGCUACUGCGUCAAGCAAGGAGCUGUGAUGAGGAACUGGAAACGGAGAUAUUUCCUACUAGAAGAGAACUCAAUGAGUUACUUCAAGUCAGAUUUGGAGAAAGAGCCUCUGAGAAUGAUCCCACUGAAGGAAGUUCACAAAGUCCAGGAGUGCAAACAGAGUGACAUUAUGAUGAGAGAUAAUCUGUUUGAAGUCGUCACCACAUCAAGGACAUUUUACAUACAGGCGGACAGCCCAGAGGAGAUGCACAGCUGGAUCAAGGCUGUCUCGGGGGCCAUUGUCGCCCAGCGGGGGCCUGGGAGGUCUGCUGCCACAGAACACGGCAGCCGUUCCACUUUCUACCGCAGCCCCGCGGGUCCCCCCGUCCCUCGCUCGCCCAUAUCUGCCAUGCCACCAUGCUACCCAGAGUGGGGGGCUGCUGUCACGUGCGGCACACGCUCGCAGCCUGGCGUGGGACAGCGAGCACUUCAUGAGCCUGCUGCCACGGCCCAGUCACAGCCACACGCCAGCACGCCUCUCCCUGCAGGAGACGCGCCUGGCAAAGUGACCUGCGAACCGCCUGCGACCACCAUCAGUAACUCUGAGGAGUCACCGUGGCGACGGCGGAGCAGCUUUGAGCCCCACAUGCCUGAACCGCCCCUGGACCUGGAUGACGCUGACCUGCCGGUGAGCGAGGUCUGAGCCGUCGAACUAGACGUUAAAACGUGUUUAUCUGGAUGGAGACUUCGUAGAUAAGGAGGAAACAGUGCACAACAGGUGUUUAAAAGGGCAGGCGUUGGUUUUCAAACCAAGGCUGCUGGCGGAUGACAUGAGUACAACAUCACAAACUCACCUUUUGAGCUCCUGCGUCAGUGCCGUCAGUGUUCUAGACAAACAAGUUGGGUCACCACUGAACUGCACUCGUGUGCCAAAGACGACCCAGUCUUCACCCACACCCCUCUGCCUGCCUGCUGUCGCAUUUACAAUCCUGUAUUUAUUUACUAAGAGUUGAUGUUGUCAAACAAAACUACAAAUUUUACUUUUCUUGUGCUGAACUCAAUGAGAGCUUUAUUUUAACCUGUACAGGCACAACGAUGUGUUCAGUGGUCUUGGUGGGCGAAGGACGUUUGUAAACCACUUUGUGCCAAGAAAAUAAGGGAGCUUUCAAGUGCAAGCUAUUUCCUCUUGUCUGAAAAGAGCAUUCGAACUGAGGACUGGCUUUUCAUCACCUCUCUAAUCUACUUAUUUAGACUGUGUGGUCUGUUCAUACACUCACUAUUGUAACCUGGAUUUGUCUACUAUUGUUGGCCAGUGUUAGGGAUAUGUGUCAAGCCUAGUCUGAGAUCAAAUCCUCACUCUAAUGCAAACUAAUUCAAAGAUUCUGGACUGGUCUAGGACUAGAUGCAGAAUGUUGAAAAUAUUAGUGUAGGACACGGUGCAUAUAAUAAUAAUAACAAUAAUAAUAAUAAUAAGACCAAAUGUAUUACAGCAAGGAUUUUUUUUAACAGUUGCCAAACCUUUGACUUAAAUUUCUCUUUAUUUAUGACUAUAUCAGAGGGUUAAGUUGCUCAAUCAUGUAUUGACAUAAUCACUGUUAUUAACCACAAGCUGAAGCAGCUUACAUGAACAUCUACAGUGAAUAGUUUUUACAGUUAAUCCACCUCUGGUAGUAAAGUGAGAGUUUGACUGUGCAGAAGCACAUAAGAAAAACAACAUUUUUAAGCUAUCACGUUCCAUGCAUCACUUCAUAACCGGAAUCAUCCUCUUUGUGGACCAUGUUUCAGCGUACUCGACUCACUUUAUGCUACUAGACGACGUGGGAAAAGGAACAACAGCGCUGCGAGUAAAGAUGGGGUACAAGGAGUACACUUGUAUACAUUUUGUAAUUCAUAGUAAUAAAUACUUCAACAACAGGUUAGUUAUAGACCUGCUUCAUGUCCUGACAGACACGCAAGUUAACCAAACUUGCAGUCCAUUGUUUGAAGAUUAUACUGUAUGAACACCAUGCAAACAUUUUGGAUCAUGGUUUAACAAAAAAAAACAAAAAACAUUCAAGCUCAGACACUUCAAUUGCAUGUUAACAUUUACUGAUUGCUCAGAUUGUCUUUGGGUUUUUAGUUUUUCCAUCUCUAUGGCCACUCUGUGUGUUUGCAGAAUAGAGCUGUGUGCAGCAGAUUUAUUUUUUUAUAUGCUUUUAGAUGUUUCCUGAUUGUGUUCCUUGUACCUGUGCUGCCAACCCAGCAGGAGGCAGCUGCCUCAUGGUUUUAUUUUCCAAAGCCCCACUGUAGUCCAGCUAAAUAAUACACACUAAUCUUUUUUUAAAGUGCCUGCUUCAUUUCAGCCCAACAAAGUUCAAGCUAGUUCACCCUGUUUCAGUCUGGUGUAAUUGGUUUGAAUUGUCUCUAUUUAUUAUGUGGAUGACUUGAAAGAAAUAAACACUGAAAAUGUG